Messenger RNA from Cryptotermes secundus, 3806 nucleotides. RefSeq names its product DNA-directed RNA polymerase I subunit RPA2 (gene RpI135). The transcript has 20 exons. Bases 30 to 3512 code for a protein of 1160 amino acids. Gene Ontology annotation, cellular component: nucleus; RNA polymerase I complex. Gene Ontology annotation, molecular function: DNA-directed RNA polymerase activity; ribonucleoside binding; DNA binding. NCBI's taxonomy places the organism in Eukaryota, Metazoa, Arthropoda, Insecta, Blattodea, Kalotermitidae. Gene Ontology annotation, biological process: DNA-templated transcription. The record is from RefSeq and is a predicted model, not a curated record.
GAAUCAAUGGCGGUCUGUAUCAUACUUGUAUGUGUGUGUCUGCAUCGGUCUGCAUAGUUAUAAAAUGGCUGUGUGUAGGCUGGUGUGGUAGUUGUUUAAUGGUUUUGGAAAUGUUUGCGUUAGGGUGCAGUUACGUUGAUGCAGAACCUUCGUUGAAGAAUUUAAGUGCAGAUUUCGGAAAAAUUCCAGAAAAGCAAGAUGAUUUGCUUCAGUCGCUUGGUGCUCCGCAUGUGGAGUCUUUCAAUUACGUCCUAAGAGAAGGGCUGGAUAAAGCAGUGAAAGAUAUUUUGCCUAUAGAAUUUGAAUUACAAAAUGGUGACCGUAUCCGCAUUAAGUUUGAGAGUGCAAAAUUAUGUUCACCUGUUGUUCCACCUGGUUCAUAUGGUGUUAAGUCACCAUAUAUAUUUCCUACUGAAUGUCGACAGCGUGGUAUCACAUACAAAGGACACCUCAUAACUAAGCUGUCAUUUAAAAUUAAUGAUGUUCAGCUGGCACUUGUUGAGAAAGAUUUGGGCCAGAUCCCAAUUAUGGUGAAGUCAGAUGCAUGCCAUCUGUCAAAACUGAAUCCCAGUCAGUUGAUUGCAAAGGGAGAACAUGCAGAAGAGUGGGGUGGAUAUUUCAUAAUUGGAGGACACGAACGUCUCAUCCGGAUGCUGCAGAUGACCCGGAGGAAUUAUCCUUUUGCCGUCACAAGAUCAUCUUGGAAGCAGCGUGGGUCUCUCUUUUCUGACCUGGGCAUCAUGAUACGCUGUGUCAAGGAUGAUCAGACUUCAACUAACAAUGUGUUGCAUUUUGUGAGAGAUGGUUCGGCAAAACUGAUGUUCAGCUACAAACGCAACCUCUAUUACACACCCAUCAUGCUUAUCUUGAAGUGUCUUCUUGAUGUAUGUGACGAGUACAUAAUGCAUCAGCUCAUGGCGGGUUAUGAGGAGGACACCUACAUGAAAGGGUGUCUGAUGAACAUGAUGCAAGCUCUGCAUGAAGAAGGAAUACAUACUCACCAUGAAGCAAAGAGCUACAUUGGAAAGACAUUCAAAGCUAGAUUCUAUGAUGUAGCAUCCUGGACAACAGAUGAAGAAAUAUGUGAUUUUGUAAUUAGGCAUUCGUUGGCUAUUCAUCUGGAUAACAACGAGGAUAAAUUCAACUUAUACAUACUGAUGAUGCAGAAGCUGUUUUCUGUAGUGCAGAACAAAUGUUGUGUGGAAGGUGGAGAUGGGCUGAUGAUGCAUGAACUUCUUCUUGGUGGUCACCUGUACCUCCAGUUAAUCAAAGAUAAGAUGCAAGUUUGGCUGCAGGUUCUCAAAUCUAUAAUUUUGAAAAAAGCUAAACCAACUGCUGGUUUCACCUUAACUAACAGUGAGCUGAAUUGGGCAUUAAAGAAAAGUGGCACCAUCGAAUCCUCACUAAAUGCCUUCUUUGCAACUGGAAACCUUCAUACUUCAUCAGGACUUGGACUUCUACAGGACAAAGGUUUGACAGUUUUGGCUGAAAAUAUCAAUCGCAUGCGUUACAUGUCCCACUUCCGAUCUGUACAUAGAGGUGCGUUCUUCCAGGAAAUGAGAACUUCUGAACCACGGCAGCUGCUACCUGAAGCUUGGGGGUUCAUUUGUCCUGUUCACACUCCUGAUGGGGCACCUUGUGGGUUGUUGAACCAUUUAACUAAAUACUGUGAAGUGACAAGUACCCCUGACCCACAGAUAGUUGCCAACAUUCCAUCUGUGUUGGUAUCUUUAGGAAUGGUCCCUCUUAAAGGCGUCAGACUUAUUACUCUGAACCAUAAUGAACAGUUUGUUGUGUUGCUUGAUGGCAAAGUGCUUGGACAUGUUGAGAAAAGAGAAGCUCCGAGAUUAGUAGAUCGACUGCAUAUUUUGAAGACUGAUGGAAAGAGAGUGCCACAGACUUUAGAGAUUGUUCUUGUUCCAAUGGGAAGAAAGUGUGGGCAGUUUCCAGGCUUGUUCCUCUUCACUGGACCAGCUCGUAUGAUGCGUCCAGUCAUCAAUCUAGCAGCUCAGAAGGUCGAGCUCAUUGGCACCUUUGAGCAAGUUUACAUGGACAUCUGUAUCUAUCCAAAAGAAGCAUACGAAGGGAUAACCACUCACCAAGAAGUGACAGACACCAGUUUCCUGAGCAAUUUGGCAUGCCUUAUUCCAUUGCCAGACUGCAAUCAGAGUCCGCGUAACAUGUACCAAUGUCAGAUGGGGAAACAGACUAUGGGAACUCCAUGCCACACAUGGCACCUCCAAGCUGAGACUAAACUCUACCGGCUUCAGACACCAGCAAGUCCAUUUUUUCGGACAGGUCACUAUGACCUAGUUGGCUUAGAUGAAUUUGCAAUGGGAACUAAUGCUGUUGUUGCUGUUAUUUCAUAUACAGGAUAUGAUAUGGAAGAUGCCAUGAUCAUCAAUAAAGCUUCGUAUGAACGAGGGUUUGCUCAUGGCUCUGUUUACAAAUCUGAGUUUAUUGAGCUGAAGUCGCAAAAGUCACAUUUUGGCUUGGAUCCUGAGCGACCAGAACUACAGGCCUACUUGGACUCAGAUGGGCUGCCCCACCCCGGUAUAUUGCUCAAGGAGGGACAACCUUAUUGUUGCUAUUAUGAUGAUGAUGAAGCAAAAUUUCAAAUUGAAAAAUGGAAAGGGAAAGAAGAUACAUAUAUUGAUAUUGUGAGGUUAUGUGGAACAUUAUCUUCUCAAGAAGCAACUAAAGCCUGCAUUGUCUUCAGAAUACCACGUAAUCCAUCUGUAGGAGAUAAAUUUGCGAGUCGGGCUGGUCAGAAAGGAAUCUGCAGUUAUCUUUGGCCAGAACAGGACUUGCCAUAUACAGAGACUGGUCUGAUUCCAGAUAUAGUGUUCAAUCCACAUGGCUUCCCUUCUCGAAUGACAAUCGCUAUGAUGAUUGAGGUAAUGGCGGGGAAGUCUGCUGCACUGCAUGGUUUGGUCCAUGAUGCUACACCUUUCAGAUUUUCAGAAGAGGAUACAGCUAUGGAUUACUUUGGCAAGAUGUUGGAAGCUGGAGGCUACAAUUAUUAUGGCACAGAAAAAAUGUAUAGUGGUAUUGAUGGAUGUGAAAUGAAGGCUGAUAUUUUCUUUGGAAUAGUUCACUAUCAACGAUUGAGACACAUGGUGUCCGACAAGUGGCAGGUACGUAGUACAGGACCCAUUGAUGUACUGACCCAUCAGCCAGUGAAGGGCAGACGACGAGGGGGUGGAGUUAGAUUUGGAGAAAUGGAGCGUGACUCGCUGCUGUCCCAUGGAUCUGCAUUCCUCCUCCAGGAUCGCCUCUUUCAUUGUUCAGAUAAAACGACGAUGAUGUUGUGUCAGACAUGUGGCAGCAUCCUGACCCCAGUGAUUAUUGUGCAGCGGCAUGGAGAUCAGUAUCAGCAAGAGGUUCAUUGUAAGGUUUGCCAGGAAAAGGGGAAAGUGGAGGAAGUUGAAAUGCCAUACAUUUUCCGUUACCUGGUUGCGCAGUUGGCUUCGGUCAACAUCAAGAUCAAAAUUGAUGUCAUUGAACAGUGAGGUGUGUUGUCUCUCACAUGUUUACUCUAGUGGUAUAGUUUUCAGGGAUGUAAGAUGCAUUUUCAUUUCAGACUCGAAGAGUUUGUGAAUUCUGUUUGAAUUUUGGUAUUAAGUCUGGAACAAAGUACAGUCUUUAUUCCCACACACCACAGUUAUUGUCUGUUGUGUGGUAUAGUAUAUUUGAUAUGCUGUAUGUGAUGUUCAAUGAGGUGAUUCUGUGCUUGACUUCAGGGGCUUCUUGUCAAUAUAUUAGCAGUUUUGUAUGUAUGUCCCCAUGGCUGAUGGCCCUCUGGG